GUUUAGGGGUAGUAGCUAGGCAUCAGUAAUCAGUGUUGUUAGAUCAAGCCCUGCAAAGGAUAUUAGGAACACCUCGUUACGAUUGAUUAACAAACUCCAAAUACGUCAUACAUUUACCCAAAAGGAUUUUAAAAUCUGCCAUAAGUAAUGGUUUGCUAGCUACGUUUUUUAGCCAUCCGGUUGCUAGCCAGCUAAAAUAUAUUGUAUGUCAAACAGCUGUUAGUUAGCACUAAUAGCUAACGUCGGUUGCUACUUUUUAAGCGUCUUCUCCCCCCAUCGGCUAUUUUCUCGAGUAAGGUUUACUUAUGUUGCUAGAAGAUAUUUGUUUUAUGGGUUUUGUGCUCGAGAACGUUAGUUAGGCAAGCCUGCACUAGAAGAAGAAUCCUGAAAGUUCAUGUUUAACGUAAUCCACGUAGCGAAAUUAGCUAGCUAGCAGUCGUAGCUAGUACUGUGUACCUGUCAUCUAAAUGGAUUUUGAAGGAUCAUUUAAGACUACGAAGAGGAUUCGGACUGUGGUGAUUCUCCUUCUAGUUUUCUCAUACGGAAUAGCAGUUGAGGAAGAACCGGAGGGUAAUCAUGAUAACACACCAGAGUUAAAGUCUUACCAUGACCCCAACUCGGAGGAAGAUGAGGUCCCAGUAGGUGCCAAAAUCGUUGCAGGCAUGGUGACUUCCCCCAGGGUGGCUUCACAAACUGAGGCAGAGAGAAGACCUGAUGAUUGGGUGCAGGAGGGUGGGCUGGAGGGGGAAGAAAAGGAGGACUUGCCCACCCAACCUCCUCCUGUUCAGGAAAAGCCUAAAGAAGUUCCUGUGGUGAAUGGAGGCACUGCCAAUGGGAAGCCAUGUCUCUUUCCAUUUCUUUUCCUGGGGAAGGAGUACUUGGACUGUACCACUGAUGGACGGGGGGACGAUCGACUGUGGUGUGCCACCACCUACGAUUACGACAGGGACAAGAGAUGGGGCUUCUGUGAGACGGAGGAGCAGGCGGAGCAGAGGCGUCUAGCGGACGAGGCCGAGAAGGACUACCAAACCGCUCUCCGAAUGAUCAACGGAACCAACCGGAAGAGCCAGAAGAAAGAGUUGUAUGAGAAACUAUUGAAGGUUGCUGAGAAGGGCCACCAAAAAGCCAUGGAGAAGGUGGCAUAUGCCAUGCUUUUCGGGGACUACUUGACCCAGAACAUUCCCAAGGCUAAAGAGCUGUUUGAGAAGCUGGCCCUGGAGGGCUCCCCCAAAGCUCAGACGGCCCUUGGUUUCUUGUACGCUGCCGGAUUAGGAGUGAACUCCAGCCAAGCAAAGGCCUUGGUUUACUAUACCUUUGGGGCCUUGGGUGGAAACCUGGUGUCUCAUAUGAUUCUGGGCUAUCGAUACUGGGGUGGUGUGGGUGUACCCCAGAGCUGCGAGUCAGCCCUUACGCACUACAGACUGGUAGCCAAUCAUGUGGCCAGUGAUGUGUCCCUGACAGGGGGCAGUGCCGUGCAGAGGGUCCGUCUGCUGGAUGAGGUGGAGAACCCAGGUUCCACCAGCGGCAUGCUGGAGGAAGACCUGAUCCAGUACUAUCAGUUCCUGGCUGAGAAGGGAGAUGUCCAGGCUCAGGUGGGACUGGGUCAGCUACAUCUUCACGGCGGCCGGGGGGUGGAGCAGAACCACCAGCGGGCCUAUGAUUACUUCAACCAGGCAGCGAAUGCAGGGAACACGCAUGCCAUGGCCUUCCUGGGGAAGAUGUACUCAGAGGGUAGUGAUUACUUGUCUCAGAACAAUGAGACUGCCCUGCAAUACUUCAAGAAGGCCUCUGAAAUGGGUAACCCUGUGGGGCAGAGUGGCCUGGGCAUGGCGUACCUGUAUGGAAGGGGCGUGCCAGUUAAUUACGAGUUGGCACUGAAAUACUUCCAGAAGGCAGCUGAGCAAGGCUGGGUGGAUGGACAGCUUCAGCUGGGCACCAUGUACUAUAAUGGCAUUGGCGUGAAGCGUGACUACAAGCAGGCCCUCAAGUUCUUCAACCUGGCCUCUCAGGCGGGCCACAUUUUGGCCUUUUACAACCUGGCCCAGAUGCACGCAACGGGCACCGGGGUCAUGAGGUCCUGCCACACCUCAGUGGAGCUCUUCAAGAAUGUGUGUGAGCGCGGGCGCUGGUCGGAGAGGCUGAUGACCGCCUACGGCAGCUUUAAGGACGGUAACAUGGACGCGGCGCUGGUGCAGUAUCUUUUGCUGGCGGAGCAGGGCUAUGAGGUGGCCCAGAGCAACGUUGCCUUCAUACUGGACCAGACAGAGGAGGCCCAGAUCUUCAGCGAGAAUGAGACAUACCCUCGAGCCCUUCUCCACUGGACCAGAGCGGCAGCACAGGGUUAUACCGUGGCUAGGAUAAAGCUGGGAGACUACCACUUCUAUGGUUAUGGUACCGACGUGGACUACGAGACUGCUGUCAUUCACUACAGACUGGCUUCCGAGCAGCAGCACAGUGCUCAGGCCAUGUUCAACCUAGGCUACAUGCACGAGAAAGGCCUGGGCAUCAAACAGGACAUCCACCUGGCCAAGCGUUUCUACGACAUGGCAGCUGAGGCCAGUCCUGACGCUCAGGUACCGGUCUUCCUGGCUCUGUGUAAACUGGGCCUGGUCUACACCCUGCAGUACCUGCACGAUUUGAACAUGAGUGAACUAGUGAGUCAGGUGGACCUGGACCAGUUGCUUGGCCCUGAAUGGGACCUCUACCUCAUGACUGUCAUCGCCCUGCUGCUGGGUACAGUCAUCGCCUACCGCCAGAGACAGCACCAGGCUGUGCCCCCGCGCCCCCCGGCCCCAGCUAGGCCCCCCCAGGAGCAGCCACAACCUGAGGCCCAGACUCCGCCCCAGGCACAGGCGCAGGCUGAAGAGGAGCAGCAGUGAGAGAUGGAGGGGGAAGAGGCCAAGAGAGUGAGGUCCUGACCCCCACCCUCUUCUACCUCCUCUCUAGGGGUUGCUGGGGUGGGCUAAUGCGGACUAACCAGCUCCCAUCCCGGAAAACCACCUUCCUUCCCCUGACUCCUGCAUGCUGACCACUGAUUUAUGUAGGCUACUGAGCUGGCCAGUGUUGCGCUGCUUAACUCUCAAUUUCUGUCAAUGUUCUGAGAUCUCCCAAGCUGAAGGAUGAAGAAAGGAAGGCAAUUGAAAUGGACACUGUAGAAAAGACAAUACAAACUCAAGACCUCUUAGUAUGUGACUCAGGGUAUCAGCAGCUGAAUCGCUUCACUGAACUAGCCAUGUGGGUUGCCAGAUUGGUGCAAUUGAGGCGUCUUCUUAAAUAUCACCCGAUCUGUGAAUGAAACAAAGUCUCUAUAGGUUGGAGGAUUUUUUUUCUUCAGAUAUUCAUGUUCUGAUUUUACAUUAAAAGUUACAUUUCUCUUUAUCAGCAAAUACAGUUUCACAAAGAAUAUGGAAACCUUGCAAUAUCAACAGAUUUGUCAGGUGGCACCACUUGGGAUAUCUUUACCUCCUAGCAAAUAAUUUGUUAAUGAAUAUGUUUUGUUAGAAGCACGUUUUGUAAGCGAACAUAUUCUGUUCAUAAACAAUUAUCCUUUAUCAAGCAAGUAAUUUUUUCUAGAAUGCUUUUGUCAUCAAUAGUUGCUUGAAUUGCAAGGGUUAAAGCUUCUGUGCAAUUAUUUCUUCAGCCGACAUGCACAGUUUCUUUUCAAUGCAAAUGUUUUCUUAAGAACUUCGCAAAUGUGCUUUCUUAGCGCUGAACUAAAGAAGUAAACAGCUGAAUAAUUUAUUUAAAUUUUAGUUAAACCUCUUACUACAUGGCUGAGCUGUUGACAAUGUCUUUGUUCAAGUGAAUCAUAUAAUGAAAGCUAUUGUGGUCACUUGUUAGUCAUUUGGGCUCUACUAUGAUCAAGCAUCAGAAUGGAAACAGAAUUGUUGCUACUUCUCUAGCUACCCCAUUUCCUCCCUCUGUGUGGCUUUGAAGCAGUUAAAUAUAACGUAAAUGAAUAUAUAUUCUUAAUACCGUGGUAAUAAUAAUAUUCGACAGAUAAUAUAGGUUGGGCUGUUGCAGAAUGCCAGUCCAUCACACUGAAGGACUUAGAGUGCAGGGUAGAACAGUGUUCUUUUUCUACAUUGUUUGUUCCUGAUGGUGGUCUGCACUUCUGAGCUCAUGACUGUAUACUUAGACAGAUGAACAACAAUAAUAGCAAUGGCCACAACAUUAUAUAGGCUACUUUUGCUAAUAAUAUAAUUAUUAAACAAAUAUUACAAUUGUGGCAUGCCCAUAUUGGGAAUGAUAUGUCAGACAACCCCUGUAGACUCUUUUGUCUUACAAAGCCUUUUGGGGAAGACAACUGAAGCAGUCACUUCAGCAUACAUACAUACAGUUUCACGCUAGAUCGUAAUUGUGGUGUAACUCUAGUCUAAAACCCUUUACAAAUAGUGCAAGUUGUCUUUUAUUUAUGUAUCAAGCAUUUCAAAUUGGACUGUUUAUCUAGGAUCAGGUUUGCCUUUUAGAUCCGAACGAUUAAGAUUAAAUGAACAAGAUAGACCUGAUAUUAUCCUACAACAAGAUAUUUAACAGAUAAGAUCAUACUUGUGUGUAAUGAGGCACUGGGAAACACUGUGCAAAGGUAAUCUUAUAGUACAUUCAGCAAUAUUGCUUUUCUUGGGCUGUUUCAUUAUUGCACUAAAAACAGCUAUUCUACUGUGCACAAGUCUAAGGCCACAGGAGAAAAUUGCUAUUUAUCUGACCAGUAUGUUUUUAUUUGAACACUACUUUAUAACAUUUAAAUACACACAAGAAAUUAUGAAACGUAACGUAAACCUAUCGGCUUUUUGAACCAAUUCAAUAUUUUCUAUGGCCUUCCUUAGAAUGCCAAACUGAGGCAAAUCACUGUGGUGGACAUUCAUGUAAAUGUUUUUAAUGUGUCCUGUGGUAAAUUCUUCCAAGCUUUUUGUAUGGUUUGCCAUACCGCUUUGGUCUGUUCCUUGUCCAAGUGAUCCCAUGUAGCUUCAGUUAUGUUUAGGUCGAGUCUCCAUGGAAGCCAAUCUAAAACUGUUUUCCGUCUGGAAUUCAACUCCCAAGAAUGUCUUAAUGAUGCAUUCUGGGACUUUUAUGAAAAACAAACCAUUUUUCAAAACCUCCCAUUUUGGGUGGAUGUGUUAUUGUUUAUGUGUGCAGAAUAUCUUUUACCUCAGCCAUGAAAUUCCAAGUUUGAAAAAAGUGGUUUUGAGGACAGGCCACAUAUUGGCAUAUACAUGACACAAUUUCCUUGGACAGCACCACCAAUAACCUGAGCAGAAUGUAUCACAGAAUGUGUCUUUAAUCAUCUUUGCAGUGUUUUGGACCAUUAUUGUGUGACAAUAUUAUGUUUUUGCCAAUCAGUCUAAGAUGGACAUUUCUUGUAAAACCUUUUAUCACUGUUGACGCUUGCGCUUGGUGAUAGAUUUCACUGAGCAAGCAUUUCACUGGAUUUUCUUAUGUCCUUCAAGGGACUGAUCUUUAAGUACUGUUGAUCACAUGCAGACAGAUGUUUGGGUCUUCAACCUUCCCGGUUCUUUGACAUUUCUAAUUAUUUUACCAGAUACUGUAUCGUUACCUUGAGGGCAAUGCAAAAUUGUUACUUUUUUUGUUUAUAUUUAUAGUGAUUUUGAGCAAAUAAACAAUUACUGCCAAGAUAAA
Molecule: messenger RNA, 5637 nt
Organism: Esox lucius (northern pike)
Lineage: Eukaryota; Metazoa; Chordata; Actinopteri; Esociformes; Esocidae
Gene: sel1l
Product: SEL1L adaptor subunit of ERAD E3 ubiquitin ligase
Exons: 21
Coding region: 468-2879 (803 amino acids)
Biological process (GO): ERAD pathway
Cellular component (GO): endoplasmic reticulum membrane
Molecular function (GO): protein binding
Source: RefSeq, a predicted model, not a curated record